Messenger RNA from Phaeoacremonium minimum UCRPA7, 2427 nucleotides. RefSeq names its product putative histidine biosynthesis trifunctional protein. The transcript has a single exon. The coding region runs from base 1 to 2427 and encodes 808 amino acids. Gene Ontology annotation, biological process: L-histidine biosynthetic process. The record is from RefSeq and is a predicted model, not a curated record. Gene Ontology annotation, cellular component: cytoplasm. Gene Ontology annotation, molecular function: NAD binding; phosphoribosyl-AMP cyclohydrolase activity; phosphoribosyl-ATP diphosphatase activity. NCBI's taxonomy places the organism in Eukaryota, Fungi, Ascomycota, Sordariomycetes, Togniniales, Togniniaceae.
AUGGAGUCGACGCUGCCGCUCCCAUUUGUCGUCAGUGUGCCUAUCGGGAGUGAGAAGGAGGGGCUCAGCAUUGAGGAAUUGAGAUGCUUGGGAGUCGUCUUCUUCGAGGCCACUCCAAGCAAUGUGAAGGAGAUCCAGAAACUCCUCAAGGAGAACAGUUUUGAAGCAUACGUCGACGCUACAAGACUACAAUCUCAGGAGGAUGUUCUCUCACUCUUGGAUGGUGGGGUACGAAAAGCUUUCGUUAAGCUGGAGCAGCUAUCAGAGUACACCGAGUAUGGCUCAAGGAUAGCGCCAGCCGUGACGAAGACGAAUCAACUGGACGCUGCAUCUGAACAUGGCUUGCUCAUUUCUGACUUUGAUCAAACUUCAUGCGAUGUCAAGAGCUUCAUUGAGAGUUCCAAGACGAAGAAAGUCUCGCCACUCUUCAUCAAGCCAGCUUCAGGAUCCAAAAACCUGGACCAUUUCGUCGAUAUUGCGGGUCAAUUCUCUGCCAUUCCUAUAUUGCCCUCAACGGGUUUGACUACGGCUAAGGAGGCUGGCGACAAGCUCCCCAUUUCCAAGCUUCUGUCUUUAACAUGGAGUUCAGACCGAGCAGAUAAGCUCAUUCCUACCGUUGUAUGUGACGAGAGAGGUGUUGCGCUCGGACUCGUCUACAGCAGCGAAGAGAGCGUAGCAGAAUCUCUCAGGACAAAGACUGGAGUCUACCAGAGCCGCAAACGAGGACUGUGGUAUAAGGGGGCAACCUCGGGUGACACCCAGCAGCUCAUCCGUAUAUCACUGGACUGCGAUAAUGAUGCAUUGAAGUUUGUAGUAAAGCAGAAGGGGCGAUUCUGUCACCUGGAGCAGUCUGGAUGUUUUGGCGACCUAGAUGGUAUCUCCAAGCUAGAGCAGACUCUUCAAUCCAGGCAACAGUCAGCACCACAAGGCUCAUACACGGCACGCCUGUUUUCGGACGAGAAGCUUCUGCGAGCUAAGAUCAUGGAAGAGGCCGAGGAGCUUUGUGAUGCGAAGACCGCAGAAGACGUUGCCUUUGAGGCUGCUGAUCUAAUUUACUUUGCACUAACCAAAGCGGUAGGUGCGGGAGUCAGUCUACGGGAUAUUGAGAAUAGUCUUGAUGCCAAGAGCUGGAAGGUCAAGAGGCGAGCCGGUGAUGCCAAAGGAAAGUGGGCAGAGAAGGAAGGCAUCAAGCCUACCAAUGGCACCGCAGCAGCCCCAGCCCCAGCUCCAGUUCCAGCUCCUACGACCUCUGAUAAAAUUACAAUGAAGCGUUACGAUCAUUCCAAGGUCACCGAAGCAGAACUUCAAGACGCUCUAGCCCGGCCAUCACAGAAAUCUUCCGAGGCGAUCAUGAAGAUUGUGGUGCCGAUUAUUGACGAUGUGAAGAAGAACGGAGACAAAGCGCUUUUGUCCUAUACUCAUAAAUUUGAAAAGGCAACUUCUCUGACUUCACCUGUACUCAAGGCGCCAUUCCCCGAAUCCCUGAUGCAACUACCCGCGGAGACUAUCAAGGCGAUUGACAUCUCGUACGAGAAUAUCUGGAAGUUCCACGCUGCACAAAAGGAAGAUAAGCCCCUGAAGGUGGAGACUAUGCCCGGUGUGGUCUGCAGUCGCUUCGUGAGACCGAUCGAAAGAGUCGGUCUCUAUGUGCCUGGUGGCACCGCAGUUCUCCCCAGCACAGCUCUGAUGUUGGGUGUUCCGGCCAAGGUUGCUGGUUGCAAGAAGAUUGUGCUUGCUUCACCACCUCGAGCAGAUGGAAGCAUCACCCCCGAGAUUGUCUACGUAGCCCACAAGGUCGGUGCUGAAAGCAUAGUUCUCGCCGGCGGUGCGCAAGGUGUCGCAGCUAUGGCUUAUGGCACAGAGAGCGUCAGCAAGGUUGACAAGAUCCUUGGUCCUGGCAACCAAUUCGUUACAGCCGCAAAGAUGUAUGUCAGCAACGACACGAAUGCUGGGGUGAGCAUCGACAUGCCCGCAGGUCCCUCAGAAGUGCUGGUUGUUGCAGAUAAAGAUGCCAACCCGGCCUUCGUCGCCUCCGACCUUCUAUCACAAGCAGAGCACGGUGUAGAUAGCCAGGUGGUCCUCAUUGCUGUCGAUCUGAACGAGCAAGAGCUCCAGGCGAUUGAGGAUGAGUUGCACGAGCAGGCCAUGGCAUUGCCGAGAGUAGACAUCGUCCGCGGCUCGAUUGCUCACUCGAUCACGAUCCAAGUCAAGACUGUGGAUGAGGCUAUGAGAGUUAGCAACGAAUACGCUCCUGAACACUUGAUUCUUCAGCUUAAGGAUGCUGAGGCUGCUGCUGAGAAGGUCAUGAACGCUGGCAGUGUGUUCAUUGGCCAGUGGACUCCAGAAAGUGUCGGUGAUUACUCUGCUGGAGUAAAUCAUUCCCUACGUAAGUUUUUUUUUGGUCUUUGCAUCCAGAAGCUUCUCUAA